Bathycoccus prasinos is the source of this 1008-nucleotide messenger RNA. RefSeq lists its product with no specific name. NCBI's taxonomy places the organism in Eukaryota, Viridiplantae, Chlorophyta, Mamiellophyceae, Mamiellales, Bathycoccaceae. The transcript has a single exon. The record is from RefSeq and is a predicted model, not a curated record. Gene Ontology annotation, molecular function: tRNA-intron lyase activity; nucleic acid binding. Gene Ontology annotation, biological process: tRNA-type intron splice site recognition and cleavage; tRNA splicing, via endonucleolytic cleavage and ligation. The coding region runs from base 1 to 1008 and encodes 335 amino acids. Gene Ontology annotation, cellular component: tRNA-intron endonuclease complex.
AUGGAGGAAAAGGACGACGAGGACUCAGAGGCAAAAGCGAGAGUAGAAAUCCACCUCGAGGACGAGGAUGCUCAAACCACAGGGCAGGCGUUACUCUGGACCGCCCGAGAAUACAAAAUCGUUCGGCAAAAGUAUCGCAUCAUUGGUUCUUUGCUCGGUUCUUUACCCGGCUACCGGCAACAAGAUUCCACUCGCGGGUUACCGGUGUUGUUGAGCAAAGAGGAGGUGUACGUGCUGAAAGAGAACGCGUGGGCGAGGAUGCGGUUCAAAACGAAAAAGAGGAAACGGAAUUCGAGUGAUUUUAACGAGGAGGCGGAAGAACGGGAGCUUUUGUUGCAGCCUCAGAUUACGACGACGAGGAAUCAAUUGAGAGCGAUGAAAGCGAGCAAGAAAAGCCAGUGGGGCGGAGCGGCGAAGAAGAAACAGAAAGUAGUACCCAAGAAGAAGAACGAUAAAGAAGAAGAAACGAAGAAGAAAAGCAGCAAUAAUAGGGAUAGAAUUGUAGACUGGGAGCAAGUUUUAGGGAGAUCGAGCUCGGUGGUGUUGCCGUUAACCACGAGCGAGAUGGACGACGACGCGCGAAAGUUGGACGACGCGCCGCCCGAGGAGGAGGAGGAGGCGUACAAGGGGAGAGUUUGGAGGAAGAUGUCGAAAAUUGAUCGGUAUAAAUGCGCGGUGUUCAAGGAUUUACACGAGAAAGGGUUUACGAUGACCUCGGCGGCAAAGUUUGGUGGUGAUUACUUGGCGUAUCCGGGAGAUCCGAUGUUAUUUCACGCGUAUUUCACGGUGAGAGUGUUGGAGAGAGGGGAGAAGAUGACGCCGUUAAGUUGUUCGUCCGUGACGAGGAUGGCGCACGCGGCCAGGAAGAACGUCGUUUUUGCGUUUUGCGGAGAAGAAGAAGAUGAAAAAGGAGGAGAUAACAAGAACAACAACAACGACGGCGUGCUUCGAAUUCAGUAUUUCACGUGUGUCCCAGAUAUCGAGCUCAGUUCUAACAGAGGUUUUUAA